CAUUUUCGUAAUACAUCUACGUUACGCCGAUUUAUAAAUACCAUCAAGUCAGUUCGUUCGAAUAAGUGAAACUAGUUUCACGUCUGUGCUUGAUUCACGAAAACUCUGAUAACAUUUUUGAAAUUUUACGUUCGCGACAAAAAUAAGUUAUAAAAUUUUUUGCACGACUCAAGUCAGAGAAGUUAUUCCGUAAGAAUAAAGGGCAAUAAAUAAGCCUUGCGAGACCCAUUUUGACGUGACGAAAUUUCAACACGUUCUUUGAUAUCUACUCUAUCGAUUUGUUUUCUUCGUCCUCGAACAAACAUGGAGAUUAAUCAAAACAACUCCGACUCCGAUUCCGGGUCCGAUUCUCUCGAGGACUCGAUCGUUAAAAAAUCGUCCAAGUGUGGAAUCACAGAAUGUGCUUCCAAUGGAACAUCUUUUUACGGAACACGCGACGUAGACUUUCAAGACACGACGAACGACAACCAGUCCAUUAAAGAUUUUAAAUUCAAAAGCAACGGCGAGCAGGGAACGGCUACCAGCGGCGUGAAUUACGGCAAUUCGGCGCGCGACGACGACGAUCAUCGCCAGCACCGGAUGCUCGACAUCAACGGGAACGAGAUCAAAAAUGGAUUCUCGAGCAAAGCGAAGUUGCCGAGAAAAAUUUACAUAUGCGAUAUGUGUCACAUGACGUUUCACAACAAGGAGAUCAUCGCCUACCACAUCAAUUGGGUGCACAAUCCGGAGGACAACAAUUUCUGCGACAUGUGCUUCAAGCCCUUCUCCAAGUGCUGCACGUGCAAGUUCUUCAACCUCGACACGUUGAUCGAUUGAUUACAGUUAUGAAUAUUAGCAUGGUUAUUAUGUAAAUAUUAGCGUACACGCCUUAAUGUAUUAAGCAGAAUUCGACUGAAGUUGCAAAGAUGAAAGAACUUCUUAUGAUAUUAGCUGUGAUUUUGUAUAUCUAUACUGUAGUCUAUAGGUACUUGAAUUUAUGAAUAAUGAUAGAUUAAAUAAAUAGUUUUAUUUAUUAAGAUAAA
Messenger RNA from Trichogramma pretiosum, 1022 nucleotides. RefSeq lists its product as uncharacterized. The transcript is spliced from 2 exons. The record is from RefSeq and is a predicted model, not a curated record. Lineage: Eukaryota; Metazoa; Arthropoda; Insecta; Hymenoptera; Trichogrammatidae. Bases 304 to 816 code for a protein of 170 amino acids.